AUGGCUCCUAGUCUGGAAAUCCUUGCCAGCGCUCAGCCAGACCCCGAGUUUCUCGAGGCAUGUCCCCUCCCCCGCCAAAACAGCCCUCCGCCGCUUCCGGCCAAUGUCGACAUACCAACCCUUCGAGCCACAUCGAACAAGCACAAAAAUGAGGCGCGAGAUGCGCUAGGAGGCCCUCCUCCGAACCUGACCGAGCGUGAUAUCGAGAUACCCGUUCGUGACGGCAGCAGUAUUCUUGCCUAUGUUUAUGCUCCAUCAGAUGUCGUCCCUGGAGAUGAACUUCCUAUCUUUUUGUUCUUCCAUGGUGGCGGCUUCUGUCUGGGCACGCGCCAUGAUGAUAUGCAGUCCAACAGAAUCUUGGCGGUCAAGGCUGGUAUCAUCAUAGUCUGCCUCGACUACCGCCUUGCUCCGGAACAUCCGUUCCCUCAGGCUAUUCAUGAUGGAGUGGAUGCUUUACAUUGGAUCGCUCAAAAUCCAACGCAACUUCACCCUUCAGCGUCCCCUUCAGCAGGCCUUGUCAUCGGAGGCACUUCCGCCGGAGCAAACAUUGCCAACGGCGUGGUGUAUCUGAACCGUGACCUGGGAUCUCCUGCAAAGGUCACCGGGCAGUUUCUCGGUGUCGGACCUCUUCUUCCUCCACCAUGCGUUCCUGAGAAGUACAAGGACGAUUACGUCAGUCACGAGCAGAACAAAGACGUGACCAUACCUCCAGAGGAACUUGCUCGCGCAUUCGUUGGUAAGAACACCCGAGACAUGGUGUUGCAGAGAAACUAA
Molecule: messenger RNA, 774 nt
Organism: Fusarium musae
Lineage: Eukaryota; Fungi; Ascomycota; Sordariomycetes; Hypocreales; Nectriaceae
Exons: 3
Coding region: 1-774 (257 amino acids)
Molecular function (GO): hydrolase activity
Source: RefSeq, a predicted model, not a curated record